Molecule: messenger RNA, 513 nt
Organism: Stomoxys calcitrans (stable fly)
Lineage: Eukaryota; Metazoa; Arthropoda; Insecta; Diptera; Muscidae
Product: myb-like protein D
Exons: 1
Source: RefSeq, a predicted model, not a curated record
AAUAAUAAUAAUAAUAAUAAUAACAAUAAUAAUAAUAAUAAUAAUAAUAAUAAUAAUAAUAAUAAUAAUAAUAAUAAUAAUAAUAAUAAUAAUAAUAAUAAUAAUAAUAAUAAUAAUAAUAAUAAUAAUAAUAAUAAUAAUAAUAAUAAUAAUAAUAAUAAUAAUAAUAAUAAUAAUAAUAAUAAUAAUAAUAAUAAUAAUAAUAAUAAUAAUAAUAAUAAUAAUAAUAAUAAUAAUAAUAAUAAUAAUAAUAAUAAUAAUAAUAAUAAUAAUAAUAAUAAUAAUAAUAAUAAUAAUAAUAAUAAUAAUAAUAAUAAUAAUAAUAAUAAUAAUAAUAAUAAUAAUAAUAAUAAUAAUAAUAAUAAUAAUAAUAAUAAUAAUAAUAAUAAUAAUAAUAAUAAUAAUAAUAAUAAUAAUAAUAAUAAUAAUAAUAAUAAUAAUAAUAAUAAUAAUAAUAAUAAUAAUAAUAAUAAUAAUAAUAAUAAUAAUAAUAAUAAUAAUAAUAAUAAUAAU